Messenger RNA from Lucilia cuprina (Australian sheep blowfly), 1120 nucleotides. RefSeq lists its product as uncharacterized. Gene Ontology annotation, molecular function: enzyme regulator activity. Lineage: Eukaryota; Metazoa; Arthropoda; Insecta; Diptera; Calliphoridae. Bases 90 to 998 code for a protein of 302 amino acids. The transcript has a single exon. Gene Ontology annotation, cellular component: mitochondrial inner membrane. Gene Ontology annotation, biological process: mitochondrial electron transport, cytochrome c to oxygen. The record is from RefSeq and is a predicted model, not a curated record.
AUAAUAAAAUUUUGAUUGUUUGAAAACCGAAAACGUUUUAUAUUUAAUUUUUCUAAGAUUUUUAUUUUCGCGUGCAAAAUUUUAAUUCGAUGCUUAGAAUAAAGACUUUUUUAAUGCCAGUAUUCCCCAGAAUACGUUAUAAUGUUUACAAAUUAUAUUCCAAAGCCGCUGAACAACCGGAAGCAGCGCUAAGUUUAACGGAUGCAUUAGGAGCUCAAACAGCACAAACAUCUAAAUCAAGGUCAAACACUCAUUCACCAAAUGAGAGUAAAAAAUCUGUCGAGUUAGAAGCAAUUUCUAGCCCAACCGUUACAUCGAAUCCAUCUACAUCAACGCAAAAUAUUCAACCACCUAUGGAGAGUCAAAACUCUGCGGAAAUAGCAAGUGCUGUGGUUAAAAAGCCGGGUGGUUGCAAUAAAAAAGCUGCACCUAAGGGCAAAAAGGGUAAGAAAUGCGGUCAACCUAAGCCUGUUCAACCCCAAGAUCCUGGACCUCCUGGUGGAUAUUACAUCCAUGAUAAAUGUGACAUAUACGAUAUACCCAAAACUAAUGCCAAGAAAUGGAGAACUAUUUCAUAUGCCUUAGUUCCAUUAGCCCUCGGAUUAUCCGCUUUUAUUUUAGCUACCAAAGAGGAAGCUCCCGAACCUGAAUAUAUUCCUUAUGAAUACAUGUACAGACGAACUAAACGCUUUGCUUGGCGAGAUGGUAAAACGUCACUUUUUCAUGGACCCAAUAAUUUAAUACCUGAAGAGGAAGAAGAACGUUUAGAUCGAGAAGCAGAAGAAAAACAAGCGCAAGCGCAAACUCCCCCAAAAAAAGGAGAAAAGGCUCCACCGCCAGCCGAAAAAGAGGCACGAUAUAAAAAACAUAUUAAUGAACAGGAAGACAAAAUUAAAAAGCGUGAACAACAUGCUCACGAAGAAUUGGAACGACGUAAAAAACGUCAUGAGGAAGAACGCGCCAAUCAGCCUAUAGUUGAAAACCCAAAAGAAACAUAAAAACGCUUUCAAAUUUAAGUUAAAAAAUCUUUAAUUUUAAAAAAAUAUAUGUAUAUUUUUAGCCGAUUUACAAAAAAAAGAAUGUGAAUAGAAUUCAACAUUUUCUCACAUCUGUUACAACA